Messenger RNA from Leucoraja erinaceus (little skate), 3074 nucleotides. It is a transcript of the gene golph3a, whose product is annotated as golgi phosphoprotein 3a. The coding region runs from base 214 to 1080 and encodes 288 amino acids. The record is from RefSeq and is a predicted model, not a curated record. Gene Ontology annotation, cellular component: cytosol; Golgi cisterna; trans-Golgi network. NCBI's taxonomy places the organism in Eukaryota, Metazoa, Chordata, Chondrichthyes, Rajiformes, Rajidae. Gene Ontology annotation, biological process: retrograde vesicle-mediated transport, Golgi to endoplasmic reticulum; Golgi vesicle budding; Golgi to plasma membrane protein transport. The transcript has 4 exons. Gene Ontology annotation, molecular function: phosphatidylinositol-4-phosphate binding.
GCCGCCAUAUUGCUGGAAAGUCACCCGUUUGCGGGCCGCUCGCUCGCUGCCUCGCUCGUUCUCUCUCCCGGAAUCCGCGCCCUCCCUCCCUCGCCUGCCCGGCAACGAGCGACCGCUACAUUGAUGAAGCCUGUCUGCUGACAAAAAGGCAGCAGGAGCGGCUCUCCUCCUCCUCCUCGCCCUCUCUCCUCCCCCCCCCCCCCCCAUCGAGCCAUGUCGACUCUCACCCACAGGAGCUCCGGCCUUGUCCAGAGGAAAACCGAAGCUUCCAGAAACGCGGAGAAAAUCUCCGAGGACGACGAGGACCAGAGGGACGAGCAGGACCAAGAGGGCGAGAAGUGCGACUCCAAAGAAACUCGCCUCACCCUGAUGGAGGAAGUCUUGCUCUUAGGCCUGAAGGACCGGGAGGGUUACACAUCAUUUUGGAAUGACUGCAUCUCCUCUGGGUUACGCGGAUGCAUGCUGAUUGAACUGGCAUUGAGAGGACGCUUGCAACUGGAAUCUUGUGGCAUGAGACGCAAAAGCUUACUAACAAGGAAGGUUAUUUGUAAGUCAGAUACCCCUACGGGAGAUGUAUUGCUUGAUGAAGCCUUGAAACAUGUUAAGGAAACACAGCCUCCAGAAGCUGUACAAAGUUGGAUUGAACUUCUUAGUGGUGAAACAUGGAACCCAUUAAAGCUACACUAUCAGUUAAGAAAUGUCCGUGAGCGAUUGGCUAAAAAUCUAGUGGAGAAAGGUGUACUGACCACAGAGAAACAGAACUUCCUGCUGUUUGACAUGACAACGCAUCCUCUUACCAACAAUGUUAUCAAGCAGCGUCUCAUCAAAAAAGUGCAGGAAGCAGUUCUGGAUAAAUGGGUGAAUGACCCUCAUCGGAUGGACAAGCGCUUGCUUGCCCUCAUUUACUUAGCGCAUGCCUCAGACGUACUGGAGAAUGCUUUUGCCCCUCUCCUAGAUGAACACUAUGACUUGGCCAUGAAAAGAGUACGACAGCUGCUGGACCUGGAUCCUGAAGUUGAAUCUAUGAAGUCCAAUACAAAUGAAUUGCUUUGGGCUGUAGUGGCAGCCUUUACCAAGUGAAAUAUAUAGAAUUAAAUGAUUAUUUGCUUUCCUGUUUUUCUUCUCCCAUUACAAUUCUGGUUUUCAAGUUGUAAUGUUCUUUCCAAGAAAUUUCUUCUUUCCUUUCAAACUUGCUUAAAGAUUUUGAUUCGAGUCAAUCUUAGAAGACUGCUUCAUAAAUGGCCUAUGAAACGCUGCAUUUCUUACAGCCAAAGAGGUACUGUAUCGUUUUUGUGGCCUUUCCAAUUGUCUUUCUCCUUCCCCCCCCUCCCCCACUAUAUUUAAAUGAUAGUGUUGAAAAGAAGUUCAAGUGCAGUUUAUUCCUGAUAAAUUCAUAACUAGGUCAACCAAGAUUUUUUGUCUGUCAGUAUUUUUAUGUAAUUGAAGUGAAUGGGGUUGAUACUUGGAUCAACCAUGCAUUUAUUUGGAUUGUAAACUGCAUUGCCAUUUAAAACAUCAGUCAUAAUGCAUUUGGGGGUUCAAAAUGGUGCGCUACAAACACUAAAUAUCUGCCGCCUUAUUACAUUAUUUUCUGCAACGGAUGAAAACAAUGUCAAUCCUCCCAUAUUGUAAUGUAAGAGAAUGUGUAUAGUAUUUUAUUUCCCAUCCCAUACUUUGAAAGCUAGUUACUUGACUUUCUAAAAUGUUGUAUGCAUGGACCUCUAAAUUGAAGUGAAGUUAUGCAAUAUUAAUUUGUUUCUGCGUGGCAUCCACUGUAUAAUGCUAUCAGAAAUAAUUUUGCAUUUAUUGUGAAACUAAUGAUCUGUUAAGACAUCACUACUUACAAUAGGCAGACACACAGACAUGACAACCACAAAAUAAUUCAUGGCCGAGCAGGGUAACCUUUUCUUCUGGUUCAUGUCUGGGGAAACAUGAGGAAAUAUGUUUAUUCACAAUUUAUAUUUUCUUAGUCAAGUUCUCCAACAUUGAGAUUAGGUUAAAAGUACAUUUUCCCCUCUUUUCAAUUCUGCCUCCAUAUCAGGACAGAAAAUGUCUCUAAAAAAUGCGUAACUUCUGUUACAAUUUGUAAGUUUAUAUGUCUUUUGUUACGUAUCUACUUUUUUGUAAGACAUCUCUUUUAAAUUAUUACAUCAAUUUAGUUGACGGAGGAGGCCUUCUAACAGUGAUCCAUAAAUUCACAAAUUUUAAUGGAAGCAAUUCUGGGAUAGCUAACAUUCCAGUAUAGUGUGUAUAUAGUUCAACUUGUAUAUUUACCUAUUCCACCCGUUUUUUGCAAGAUAAUGAAUUGUACUCUUGUUCUCAUCUGUGCUUAAACACUGAUAUGGUGGAAAGGGGCUUUUUUUUCUGUAAAGCAUGUUGAAAACUACUUUGUGAUUUUGAUGUAUGUGAAAAAGUACCUUGCAGUUACUUGGACUCCUACAUAACCUUUUAUGUUAUUCAAUGCGAAGUCCGACUUGGUUGUAAGUCAUUGUAAUACAUACAUUUCAUGUCAAAGAACGUUUGUGAUUGGAAACGAGAUGAGCGCAUUUUUUUAAAUUUCUCAGUUCUUUGUACUAUUGGUUGUAAAAUGUCCGUUUCGUUUCUUGCAUAAAUUGUUACUAAUUUCUGUUAAAAGUUAAUUUGGAAAUUUUUUAUAGGCAAGGCAUGUGAAUAGGUACAAGCAAAUUCAGCCACUAAUUAUUAAGGGUGUUUCUUUGUGGAAUAGUGAAUAUUCCGAUUAUGGCGCAAAUUUUAUUAGUUUUACAUAUAAUUAGUUUCAGUAUGUCAUAUGAAAUUAUUGGCUUUUUAACCUGUGAGCUCUUUCCACUGCUUGCUUUUACUGCUGCUGGUUUCACCAUAUUUAUGUAAAUAAUAACGAGAUGAUUAGCAAAAGUGAUUUGUGAUAUAUUACAAAUGAAUGAUGGGGCUUACAGGUGUUUCUGAAUUAUUUUUGUUUAAGAAUUCAAUACAACAGUACAAAAUGGUGUAGAACUGUAGAUUUGAAAUUAAAGGGAUCCCUCAUCUGUAUACUAGCUUUAUACUUUUCAGUUAAUAAACUAUGAUUUUGAAAAUGU